AUGUUGGGUCCAACAUUGGGUUCGACGCCAUCGUUGGGUUCUUCAUCAACGCUGAGCCCGGGGUUGGGUCCCGCCGGCGCGGCGCGGCCCCGGCACGGCUGCGGGUUCUGCGGGAAGCCGUUCGGCAGCGCCAGCGCGCGGCAGAUCCACCUGCGCUCGCACACGGGCGAGCGGCCCUUCCGCUGCGACCUCUGCGGCGGCCGCUUCACCACCCGCGGCAACCUCAAGGUGCACCUGCGGCGGCACCGCGAGCGCGGCCCCGCCCCGCGCCGCGAGGGGGACGGCGGCGAG
Messenger RNA from Pyrgilauda ruficollis (rufous-necked snowfinch), 291 nucleotides. RefSeq names its product sal-like protein 2. Gene Ontology annotation, cellular component: nucleus. Gene Ontology annotation, molecular function: DNA-binding transcription factor activity, RNA polymerase II-specific; RNA polymerase II cis-regulatory region sequence-specific DNA binding. Gene Ontology annotation, biological process: regulation of transcription by RNA polymerase II. The annotation marks the transcript as partial. The record is from RefSeq and is a predicted model, not a curated record. Lineage: Eukaryota; Metazoa; Chordata; Aves; Passeriformes; Passeridae. The transcript has a single exon.